UCUCCUUCUUCCCCCACCUAGGGUCUAUCCUCGGUUCGGGCUAAGGAGAUCCUUCUUCGAGAUGGCCCCAACACCCUGACUCCUCCCCGCACUACCCCUGAGUGGGUGAAGUUCUGCAAGCAGCUGUUUGGCGGGUUCUGCAUGCUGCUGUGGAUCGGAGCUGUGCUCUGCUUCAUAGCCCACAUUAUCCAGGUCACCUCAGAGGAAGAGCCGACCAAUGCUAACUUGUACCUGGGCCUUGUGCUCGCUGUUGUCGUCAUUAUCACCGGUUGUUUCUCCUACUACCAAGAAGCCAAGAGCUCAAAGAUCAUGGACUCCUUCAAAAACCUGGUCCCGCAGCAAGCCCUGGUUGUCCGUGACGGUGAGAAGAAGAACAUCAACACUGAAGAAGUGGUGGUUGGCGAUAUAGUGGAGGUGAAAGGCGGAGAUAGGAUACCAGCUGAUUUGCGUAUCGUCUCUGCCAGCGGCUGCAAGGUGGACAACUCCUCUCUCACUGGUGAAUCUGAGCCCCAAACUCGUAGUCCCGAUUUUAGCAAUGACAACCCCCUGGAAACCAGGAACAUUGCCUUCUUCUCUACCAACUGUGUUGAAGGAACUGCCAGAGGUAUCGUCAUCAACACUGGUGACCACACUAUCAUGGGUCGUAUCGCCGCGUUGGCCAUGAGUCUGGAAAGUGGGCAGACGCCUCUCGGAAUUGAAAUUGAUCACUUCAUUGAAAUCAUCACCGGUGUGUCCGUCUUCUUCGGUGUGACUUUCUUAAUCCUCUCCGUCAUUCUGGGCUAUGGAUGGCUGCCAUCCAUCAUCUUCCUCAUUGGAAUCAUCGUCGCUAAUGUGCCAGAGGGUCUCCUGGCUACUGUAACUGUGUGUCUAACUCUGACUGCCAAGCGUAUGGCCAAGAAGAACUGCCUGGUGAAGAAUCUGGAAGCUGUGGAGACCUUGGGGUCCACCUCCACCAUCUGUUCCGACAAGACUGGCACCCUGACCCAGAACAGAAUGACUGUGGCUCACAUGUGGUUCGACAACCAGAUCCAUGACGCUGACACCACAGAGAACCAGAGUGGUACCUCUUUCGACAAAAGCUCUGCCACCUGGGCUGCCCUGGCUAGAGUGGCUGGCCUGUGCAACCGAGCCGUCUUCCUGGCAGAACAGAACAACGUACCUAUCCUCAAGAGAGAUGUGAGCGGUGAUGCCUCAGAGACUGCCCUGCUGAAGUGUAUCGAGCUGUGCUGUGGGUCUGUCAAAGACAUGAGAGAAAAGUACAGCAAAGUCGUUGAGAUCCCCUUCAACUCCACCAACAAAUACCAGGUAACCACGUGGUCGAUCAAAUCUAAUCAAGCUUUAUUUACACAGAAAAUUACAGACAUGGAAUGCAGCACAAUGUGCUUCACAUGGGAAAAAAACUAUGGAAGUAAAAACUGAAAUAUUUACUACAUA
This is a messenger RNA of Oncorhynchus masou masou (cherry salmon), 1434 nucleotides long. Its product is annotated as sodium/potassium-transporting ATPase subunit alpha-1-like. Gene Ontology annotation, cellular component: plasma membrane. Gene Ontology annotation, biological process: sodium ion export across plasma membrane; intracellular sodium ion homeostasis; intracellular potassium ion homeostasis. The transcript is spliced from 6 exons. Bases 142 to 1419 code for a protein of 425 amino acids. The record is from RefSeq and is a predicted model, not a curated record. Gene Ontology annotation, molecular function: P-type sodium:potassium-exchanging transporter activity; ATP hydrolysis activity; ATP binding. Lineage: Eukaryota; Metazoa; Chordata; Actinopteri; Salmoniformes; Salmonidae.